GCCGAGUGGGGGUAGAGCUCUCCUCCGCGGACUAUCCCUCGAGGAGGAUAUCAAACUCAGUCGCAAAGCGUACGCUCGCGCGCGUGUUCGUUCGUGCGUCUUCGUCGAGAGACCGCUGCUCGCCGCGUGACUCCAAUCAUUCUGAAUACAACGCGGUUUCCUCGAUUGCAAGCUUCGAUCUCCCGAACGGGAGAUCCGUACGUUCCUUUAACCCUUCGAACGACCGAUUUAAUUUACUUAUGUGAGUGAUCGAGCAGGAGGUGAUCGAGGAAGUCGACUAAUCAGUGACUUGUUGAACUUGCUGCAACGAUAUGAGCAACGCAACGGAGCCGUGAACAGUCCCGGUAGUGACAGGACAGACAGGAUACAGCCGCGUCCACCGAUGGCGGCCGCGAGCUUUCCGCCAAACUUCUCAAACGUCGGCAUAUUGGAGAACUGCGCCGGCAUGGAGGCAGCGAACGGUGCGAUCGAACACGAUUUUCACAAUGCCCUGGUGCCUAUAAACGGUAGCCAUUCCGGCAGCUCCGGCAGGAGUACACCGAAUGGCGGCGACCCGGCACCUGGCAAACUCUUCGUCGGUGGCUUGUCUUGGCAGACCAGCAGCGAGAAGCUCAGGGAAUACUUUGGCAUGUUCGGUACCGUCACCGAUGUCCUGAUCAUGAAGGAUCCGGUUACACAGCGUAGUCGCGGCUUCGGUUUCAUCACGUUCGCCGAGCCCGGUAGCGUGGACAAGGUGCUGAAGUGUCCAAUCCACACAUUGGACGGGAAGAAGAUCGACCCUAAACACGCGACGCCGAAGAACCGCGCGAAACAGGCGAAUCGCACGAAGAAGAUCUUUGUCGGCGGCGUGAGUCAGGACACUAGUAGCGACGAAGUGAAGGCCUACUUCAACCAGUUCGGCAAGGUGGAGGAAACGGUGAUGCUGAUGGAUCAACAGACGAAGCGGCAUCGUGGCUUCGGAUUCGUCACGUUCGAGAAUGAGGACGUGGUGGACCGCGUGUGCGAGAUCCAUUUCCAUACGAUCAAAAACAAGAAAGUCGAGUGCAAGAAGGCUCAGCCCAAGGAGGCGGUUCAACCAGGCGCGUUGACCCUCGGCAAGAGGGUGGCGCCCGCCAACCCCUACCAGGGAUACUCGCUCACCAACGUCGACAUGUCCAGCUUCCAGGGCGUCGACUGGGGUUCCAUGUAUGGAAUGGGCAUGUACGUUUAAAUGCCGUUGCUUCGGUCGCCUUUCACCCAACGUCGGCUCUGCGAUCGGAAAUCUUGCGCCGACCGAGUCUCCGCUGACUCUUUCUCGCGACGCGGGUGUCUUCGUUCCUUCGGACGAUUCUCGGUUUCUUUUCCUCUUCCUCGCCGAUUCUAUACUUAUCUAGCUGCCACUUUGAAAAAUGUUUCGCGUUUGAGUCAGCGCGAAAACAUUCGCCAUCGUCUUCCCGUUAAAUGGAUAAAAAUGUCUGCUGUCCUUUGUGUAAUCGGUUACCGGUUCUACAUUUCUUUUUGCUUUUGUCACGUAUUUGCAUUACGUGUUAAAUAUACUGAGAAUUUAUACGUUGAGAAGGAUGAGUCGUGAAAAGCGGUGCGAGAAAAAGAAACGAGAAGAGAGCGGAUACGGACAUAAACUCGAAAGCGUCGCAGAGUCCGAGGUGGUGUCCUCGACCAGGGCAUGAGGAUUUCCCAGCCCGAAAACCGAAAUUAUUCUUCUUGCGUUUACUACUCGUCGUUAUCGCUUGCCGAUUAAUUUAUUAGCGAGAGAGUGUGAAAGGCAGCGAGGACGAGAGGCAGAACAAUUGUAUGUAUGUGUGCAUAUGUAAAAGAGAAACAAGUCGCGCGUAAUUCGAUCGCAUCGUAUAUUUUGUUGCGGUAACCUUGCAUCCUUCGUUCGCGAAUUUUCGUAUAUAUUUUUCUUUUCCUUUCCUAUUUCCUUCAUUUUCAAUUUCUUUGAAUUCGUCCAUCGUAAUUGUUUCACGCGUUCCACGAUAUUCUCGCCACACAUUCGGUUCCUAGUUAGAUUAGCACGGUCCCUGGCAGAAUACGCGCGACGUUGUUCAACCGCGCUUGCUCGUAUGCUAAUUAAUUACUUAAUUAUUUAAACGAUAUCGGCGGUCGUUUCGCGACCGUUCCAUUCUCAAGGAUCUCGACCACGAAGCAAUAAAACAGGGGAGGUAGAAUGAAAAACAGAGAGAAAGAGGACAAAACAUUUGGAUGUGUUACACCGUGAACGAACGACCUCGCGAGCCCGAUUACUCACUGGAUUCGUUCGCUUUGCUUUUCUUUUCGACGUUUCUUUCGUCGACUCCAUUCUAUAUCCUAUUUUGUCGAUUUACAAAAAAAUCGCGGGGCGACGUUGUUGGCAAACCCGAACGAAAGCACGUGGAAAAGGGACGCUCCACGUUGUAAAGAGCGACACGAUCGCGGUCCGCGACACCCCUUUCUUCCGCUCCAGAGAACGAGGCAGUUCUCCUGUUUGUCGCGCGACAUACUCCUCCGCCUCGGUCAAAGUGCCAAACGAAGCAUAUGUGGAAACGUUCUAGCUGUUCGUCUGUCUAUUUCUCUCUUCGGCCAUCCGUUUGUCAGCUUUCGUCGCGAUCUCGGCUAACUUUUCUCUUCCCCUUUUUCCUCUUUUUUCCUCUUGUUUUGUCUCCGUUUUAGUUACUGCGCGCUUUCGUUCGGUGAACGACUGUUCGCGCGUUCGGUCACACGGUCGCAAACGCGCACGGUCAACCACGCGUACACGUAGAGAGAAAAAGCAGGCGUGCGAAACAGGCGUUACACGGGACGCGUUUAAAUAAGAUAGCGCAUAGGUAUACAUAUAUUUUUCUUCGAGUAACGGAAGACAAUAUUUCUCCAUCGCGCGAGUAGCACGAGCAGUCCGCGAUUCAACCGCGAUAUACAGAGAAAGGGAAGGAGAAAAGAGAAAAGAAAACACAUUUCUGAGGGAUACUCGUUUCUAGGUGUACUAGAGUCGCGAGCAACGCGGCCAAGAUAACAGGAACCCAAGAUUGAGAUUAGCUCAGCGUUAAUUAAGCGAUCCUAGUUGUAAGUUUCAAGCAGAUUAAGACUAGAAUUUUAAGGAGUUCGAAACAAAACGAGUCGAUACUUAAUUUAUACCUAUCCGUAGGCGUCACGCUGUUCUCGUUUUCGCGACCAGGGAUCGAUCGAGGCGACUGCAUCCGCGGCUCGAUCUUUCGCCGCUUUCGAUCGACUCGCGCCUUUCCAUCGGUGUAUUCGUCUCGCGUCUCUUCGUCAUCGAUCCUUCGCUCUUCGACCAACUCUUUUUCGCUCGUGAAAAUUUAUUUCUUUUCCCUUUCACCUCAUUCUCCCUUUGCUCUUCCGCCUUUCUUUCCUUUUUCUAUCCACGCUAUCACGAACGACCAUUUUCCUCGACAAUUGAUAGAACAUGAUUUUUGUCACAUUUAUAGGAAUAUGUAGUAAACUGAGAUAGUUGAUUUUUCUCGAACCUCUAAAUAAUGGUAGAGAUACGUCAAUGCUUAAUUCUCACGUGGCAUCAUCCGGUUGCCGUAGUGUUAAGAAUAUUGCGUCGAGUGGAUAUCGUCGAUGCAGGAGCGCGAAGGAUCGACCGAGCGGACAAAAGAACAGACGAGUUUCCGCAAGACUUAAAUUAACGAUCGCAAUCUGCGAUUCUUCUAUUUAUUUAUGAUACCGUUCUAAUUCGCGAACGAUUGGGCGGAAGAUGGUCGAACGAAACGGUCCCGCGCAUGCAGGCGCCGCGAUUUGCCGCUAGCAAACGACGAGAGAGAGAGAGUGAGGGAGAGAGAGAGAGAGAAGGAACGGGGGAAAAGCGUCGAGGAAAAGGAAAUGCCAAUUAGUUCGGUCGAGCUCCCAAUCGUUCGAUACGCGUAUUUAUCAGAUUCUCGUACUCCCCCUUCGUUCACCGCGGCACACAGAUUGUUUCAAUUUUCUUGCUCCCUCAACAACGCGUACAUCGACAGAGGUAAGCUGAAAUCAGCUAAAAGACUCAGAGAUGAGCUUUCAAUGGUAUAUGCAACCGGCUUGAAUUUACGCGAUCGCAUUUCAGCCCGUACGAUCAAGCUUUGUGUACGUUUUGCGAGUACAUUUCAUACGAAUCGUUUUCACGAGAUGCUCUGACCCGUCGAGUUAACCUGUGUAUUGUAAAAACGACGAAAAGUCGGAGAGCACGUCCCACUCGAAUCGACGACCUGAGGUAGCAAGCGGUAUAUGCGAACCGAAACUCAAAGACGAAAAUAGAGUUAGGAAAAAUAGCGAAGAGAACGACGAAAGGAUCUCGAUCUCGCCGAUUCGAGCGGUCGCUCGAGCGUUCGUUCGUUCAACGAUACGUGACAAUUAUGGGACGAGGACACUUUGCAGUCUCGAGGGUGUUGAAAAAGUACAAACCGGGAUAAACGUUAAACCGGGUCGACUAGUUACGACAGACCGGGAAGGACGGAGUCCCGUUUACGCGAGCCCUUGUCGAUCGAGAUCUACAACCAAGUGAAAAGAGACGUUCUUCCAGGACAUUUAUCCCGGCCGACCAGGCUCCCCGAACACGGGACUUUUUCCUCCCAUUUAGCAUGUAGCCACGCGUGUAGCGACAUAUCUCGCGUGACAGUUACAGGUGAUUUUAAUAUCGAUAUUAUGGUUAGUCAUACACAAGUAUUACCACCACCAUCAUCACCAUCACACGUCGUCGUCUUCUUCGCCAUCAUCAUCAUCAUCAUCAUCAUCAUCGUCGUCGUCGUCAUCGUCGUCGUCAUCACCAUACGUCAAGUAGCAUUGAAUAUAUUCUUUCGUCGAACGUGCCAUUAGUUUAUAAUCGUUGCUAUUAGCAUUCUUAUUUUCAUUGACGUCACAUUAGUGUUAUUUGGCCGCGUAAGUUGCGCACCGAACGCUUCUAUUCCUUUCAAUUGACUCGAGAGUUAAGUAAUUUACUGUUCGCAGCAAAGAUUGCUAUCGUAUACAAUUGGAAUUGAUGUUUCUUCUGUACUUCCCGUGUUCCGAGGACGAAGCUUCGACACAGCGUAAGCAGCAUUCACCUCGUAAGCAGCAUUCCCGCGGGCAACGAUCUUACUGACUUUCCAAUAACGACCUCCGUAUUCGUUAGCUUCCCAAGCUGUUUCGUUCGUCGUUAGGGCGCUUGCUCACUUGUCCUUACGCGACUACCGUGACUUUCGAUGCGACAACCGUGUAUGAUUUUUACAGAGAAAUCGCCAGGAUCGUAUAGAACACGCGAUAGAUCUCUCACUGUAGAAACGAUCGCGUACGAUAGGAUGAAUGGCGCGUUUAUUGGAAAGAUCAUGAAAUCGUAGCCAGUAGAUCAACCCAACUCCACAACGCAAUUAGUAUAGUGUCAGCUAGCUAGACAGCCGAAUAGUAAAACACAAUGUGUAGUCAACUCGUGUAAUUUACUUACUCGAUUUAAAUGGGUAAGCAACAAAAAGACAGUAAUAAGUGAGGUUUAAUUAAGUAGUAGUCGAACGCGAGACAUAGCAACAGCGAAGUAGCGGAAAAACUCUGUGCGUGUGUGUGCGUGUGCGCGCGUAUUCGCGUAUGUUUAUCGAAUGCGAGGGAGAGGAAGAUGAUCGAGCGAAAGAAGAACGUGAAUGAGAAAGGGAUAUCGAAGGAAUAAUUAUCAACGUAUUUACUGCAGGUAAACUGGUUACUGUACCUGUUGUUGUUGAAAACAUUAAAAACACUCUUAUUCCAUGCUAAUACCGCUUAAUGAUAUUUUACCCCUUUCCAUCGACUCUCCGAAAUAUUCGUUCGACUAGAGUGAGAUCAGACCCUUGGCGCACAGACUAUCGGUCAAAGUUUAAUUAAUCGAAUCGUUUUCAAUCGAUGGGAUGGCGAGUCAACGCGAUAAUACCGAUUCCUUUGGUAAUGACGAGACGAAACUUUCAAUUUCCAACCGAUCAGAAAUUUGCACGCAGCAAUACCAAUCAUCGCGCGACGAACUUUCUUAGAACCACAUCGAAUCGAAGUUCGAACGUUUUUGAAUCCUUUGUUUCUUUAGUACGUGUACGUUAUUACACUUGGCUGACGCUGCUUAUUUCCAAUUUUCGUAAUAUUCAGAUUCCUUUAAGCCCGCGUUAAGUUCGUAUAACGGUCAAACGAGAUAACACGAAAAGACACAAGCUUGCGUAGGAACUCGAUCGAUCGAUAUCCGUCGUAUUCCACGUUCCUCUACUCUGUCAAAUCGUACUUCAUUCGUAAUACAUAAAUAUGCUAUUAUCCGGUAACGUAAAUGAAGCGUCACGAUUAUUACGCAGUUAUUGGUAUCUCGAUGCAUCACGCGCCCGCGUGUGUACAUAUUAUAUAUAUAUACACGUACUAUAAAUAUUAGUAUCUCUUUGUAGUAGUUAAUUGGCCCCUUAUUUGCGCCGCUGGCCGUAUUUUCAUACGUUAUUGUUCCUGAAAUCCAACGCCAUACCCUGUCUCUUUCGAGUCUUUUUUUUUACCGUUUCGAAAGAAAAGGAGGAAAAAGAACAAAGAAAAGAAUAUUUCCACUUGUUGAAUUUCCUUAAUUUUUAACGUGACGAACGGCCAGUAGCGCACAUUCGUAGGAAUUAUGGUUUCUUCCCGUUCCUUGGUCGAAGUUCUUCCGAACGAUACGAUCGCAACCUGAACCGUAAUUAAACAGAGCAUGAGAACUGCGUGUAAAUUGACUUUCGAUUCGUAUAGGGGUAAACAGUAGUAUAAUCAAAUAAAUAGAUAUAAUGACCGCUGGUAAUGAAACAGUAUCUAGUGAAAGAACGGAUGAUACUCUGGAACGGUUGUUUCCGAUUCGAGCAACGUGGGAAUUUUAAGCAACUGAAGGUGAGUGACAAUAAAGGGGGAUUAUUUUUACACGGAUUUUAAUGGCAGUGAAUUUUAUCCCCCUGGUAUCAUUUUGUGUAAAAUAGAGUUAGCGAGAGAAAAAAAACGUUUAUUCGCCGGACGUGCCGAAUUCGAAAAUAUCUCUGUGUUGCGAAAUAUCAUUUCGACUCAACUGGAAAGGCUAAGUACAGUCUGUAUCGACGAGUGUGUGAUAUAACCUUAACAAUCAUUAUUGUUUGAAUGAAAGCGUAGGAUGAUGUGGUUCUAUAAAUAUUUGUCUUACCCUCCUUGUUUCUGUGUCGACGUUUCUUAAAUAUAAACGAGUAGUUUGUUACUUUGUUCAAUUAUAGAGGAAACUAGGUUUUACUUGGACCGACGACAGGAAGAGUUUUUUUUACGUGGCUUGUUUGAUGAUUGGUGCAAGAGUAGUGAGACUUUUAUUGUAAAAAAGCAAACACUCAACUUAGAGUAAUCGUCUAUUUUAUUCGAUCAUCGAACGAACGAACAGGGAGACCCCGUUUACCAAUUACAUAGCAUACUCAUCAUUGAUUAAAUAAAAUCGAACCAAUGUCCCGUAAAUGUUUCAUCGUAACCGGAUAGGUGCACGUCGCUGAUCGAAUAAAACUCGACGCGUUCGAUUCUUUGUUAUCGAUUAGAAGAAUUUUUCUUAUCUGUAUAUUGGCCCGGUUUAGAAAAGAUCUUGAGAGACAACACGCGUGUGCAUGGAGCCAUCGUCGAAAUCCAAAUGAAAAUUCAAAGUUCCUUUCUUUCUCGAACGUGCCUAAGAAAAAUGAUAUUUCGUAAUAAUAAUCUAUCUGUAAUCACGAAAAUCGCUCCAUGAACAUACGAAAGAUGAAAAACGUACUCGUUUUAAUUUCCACGAUAAACCCUUGAACGAUCAAUUUUCUUGCAGCAUCGUAGAAAAGUAGCACCCUUUAAUACUUGAAACAAUUUACACACUUUUAGACAUAGUUGCAGCUGACGUAAUGGAUAAUGUUUAGAAUCUAGGUAGAGAAACUAGGUAUUUUCGUCGAAAAUCUGGACGAUGGUAAACCCGUAGGAUUAAAGAGAAAAAAGAGAAAGAGAGAGAAACGCCGCAAAGGCGUUCGAUCCCGUUUCUGCAACGAAUUUCCAAGAACGAGCGUAUCGCGUGGCGUUCACCAACGAAAACACGAGUUAGCAUGCGAUAUGCUAAUGGAAGCUGAGUGGAUCUUCCUUGUGGAUUUUUCGCGACCAAAGAAACGCGUGUACAUUGAAUCUUACCCGUGAAGAAAGGUCGAAUGCUUGCUCGCUGCUUCGACGAGCAAGAUCGAACUCGAUGAUGCGCUCAAUUUCCCUCGAUAGCCCAAAGUACAGCAACGACGCGGGUUAAUUCGAACGAGGGCUGGCCUAAUUCGAUUAGUAAAAAAGAUUUUGUUCCGCCGAUGGUACAAAGUUGACGAGGAGCGAACCAUUUCGAACUAUAAUUGGAGGAAAAAGAAAGAAAGCGAAUAAUUCUACGAAAGAAUGAGAUCUAUUCCAUGCGAGUAUCCACCGCUUUGAUAUUGCAUUUACGACAGUCUACAAUGAUUCCGGGGCGAGAGCGAGUGCACGCGUUAAUGCGUAUAAGGCGUUGAACAAAAUUUUCUAUCGAUAACCGUUCGGCGAAUACGACGAAUUAAUAUGCAACGCUCUCGUCCCGAA
Molecule: messenger RNA, 8475 nt
Organism: Bombus impatiens (common eastern bumble bee)
Lineage: Eukaryota; Metazoa; Arthropoda; Insecta; Hymenoptera; Apidae
Gene: msi
Product: RNA-binding protein Musashi homolog Rbp6-like
Exons: 6
Coding region: 383-1210 (275 amino acids)
Cellular component (GO): cytoplasm
Molecular function (GO): RNA binding
Source: RefSeq, a predicted model, not a curated record